Molecule: messenger RNA, 1294 nt
Organism: Dermacentor silvarum
Lineage: Eukaryota; Metazoa; Arthropoda; Arachnida; Ixodida; Ixodidae
Product: probable 28S rRNA (cytosine(4447)-C(5))-methyltransferase
Exons: 10
Coding region: 1-1053 (350 amino acids)
Biological process (GO): maturation of LSU-rRNA; rRNA base methylation
Cellular component (GO): nucleolus
Molecular function (GO): rRNA (cytosine-C5-)-methyltransferase activity; RNA binding
Source: RefSeq, a predicted model, not a curated record
AUGAAGAAGUUCCUGGCACUGCAGAUCAGUGUUGAGAGGCUCCUGAUAGAAUUUUUGGAGGCCAAUGAAGUCAACCGGCCAGUGACGAUCCGUUCCAACUCAUUGAAAACGAGACGGCGGGAUUUGGCUCAGGUAAUCUCUUAUCAACCGUGGUGUAACUUAGAUCCCAUCGGAAAGUGGUCCAAGGUUGGCCUCAUUGUCUACAACUCACAGGUCCCAGUGGGUGCCACUCCCGAGUACCUGGCAGGCCACUACGUCCUGCAGGGUGCAGCCUCCAUGCUGCCAGUCAUGGCACUUGCCCCUCAAGAGAAUGAGCGAAUUCUGGACAUGUGCGCUGCUCCUGGAGGAAAGACUAGCCACAUAGCUGCAAUUAUGAAGAAUACGGGUGUCCUGUUUGCAAAUGAACUGCACAAGGAACGAUGCAAGGCUAUUGUUGGCAACCUGCACAGGCUGGGCGUGAACAACACUGUUGUCUGCUCUUACGACGGUCGCAAGUUUCCUGAGGUUGCCAAAGGAUUUGACAGAGUGCUGCUGGAUGCACCGUGCAGUGGUACAGGUGUGGUGUCCAAGGAUCCUGCUGUUAAAACAAAUAAGGAAGAAAAAGACAUCCUCCGCUGCUCCCAACUUCAGAAGCAGCUCAUUCUUGCAGCUAUUGACUGUGCUGACUGCAGCGACAACAAGCCAGGAUACAUUGUGUACAGCACAUGCUCAGUCAUGCCUGAGGAGAACGAAUGGGUUAUUGACUAUGCCCUGAAGAAGAGGAAUGUCAAGUUGGUUCCAACUGGGCUUGAUUUCGGUCGGGAAGGCCUCACCAGGUAUCGCGAGCACAGGUUUCACCCAACGUUGAACAGGACCCGUCGUUUCUACCCUCACUCGCACAACAUGGAGGGCUUCUUUGUGGCCAAGCUGAAGAAGUUCUCCAACACCAUACCGCUGACCCCUAUCACAGAAGAGAAGGAACACGACAAGGAAGAGCAGUCUGCUAAAGCUGCUACAAGUGAUGCACCAGACUCGCAACCAGCGAAGAAGAAAGCUCGGCUGGAGAAGACGUGAAUACAACUCCUGCCAUACCAUCUUCUACAUCAUCAGCAGUGCAGGUCAAGAAGGGCAAAAACACGAAAAGAAUUUAAAACGAAAGAAAAAGAAGAAGCUGCAGCGGCAACAGGCUGGUGGGGAGAAAGUGCAGAAGAAAUCUGAAACCCUGAUCUUGUUAGCAAGAAGCACGAGGCAGGAGCAAGUAGAAAAACCCAGACACAACCUGAGAAGGCCCAGUCAAAAACGAGCUCGUUCCAGA